CGAUCGUCGAAUUUCCCGAACUGUUUGUCACCUUUAAUUAUUGACCUUCGGUAGAAGUCGGGAGUGGCUUUUUAGCGACCUCGCUGGGUGCGCCUUGAACUGCGCUGCGCAAUGAGCGCAUAGGUGGGAUCCGGCGACGGAAGAGACACAAGAAUCACAGAGAAGGUUUUUUUUUUUUAGAGCGCACGUCUGAGCUGAUAUUUACCAACCAUCAUGGCAAAGCGGGUCAGACCCGGCUUUCACCGGCUGGAAAUAAACAAAAGCAUCUGGGAAGUGCCGGACCGGUACCGCGACCUGGUCCAGGUGGGGACCGGAGCGUACGGAACUGUGUGCUCAGCGCUGGACGUCAGAACAGGAACCAAAGUGGCCAUCAAGAAGCUCUACAGACCUUUCCAGACGGAGAUCUUCGCAAAGCGGGCCUUCAGAGAGCUGAAGCUUCUCACACACAUGAAACACGAAAAUGUGAUUGGUCUUCUGGAUGUGUUCACUGCAGACCUUUCUCUGGACAGAUUCAAAGAUUUUUGUCUGGUGAUGCCGUUCAUGGGAACAGAUCUGGGGAAGCUGAUGAAGAAGACCAGACUAUCAGAAGAAAAAAUCCAGUAUUUGAUUUAUCAGACACUCAAAGGCCUAAAGUAUAUCCAUUCUGCUGGUAUAGUUCACAGGGAUCUCAAACCUGGAAAUCUUGUUGUCAACGAAGAAUGCGAGCUCAAGAUCUUGGACUUUGGUUUGGCUCGACAGGCAGAUACUGAGAUGACCGGGUAUGUGGUGACUCGAUGGUACAGAGCCCCAGAGGUCAUCCUCAACUGGAUGCACUACACAAAGACGGUUGACAUCUGGUCUGUGGGCUGCAUCAUGGCUGAGAUGCUGCAAGGAAAACCCCUUUUCAAAGGCAGUGACCACCUUGAUCAGCUGAAUCAGAUCAUGAAGGUCACAGGAACACCCAAUCCAGAAUUUAUAUCAAAACUAAACUCCGAGGAAGCUAAAGGUUACCUCAGGAGUCUCCAAAAAACGGAAAAGAAAGAUUAUAAGGCGUUGUUUCCCUCAGCUAGUGCCCAAGCUGCAUCUGUGCUGGAGCACAUGCUUUUGCUGGAUCCUGAGGAAAGAGUGACUGCUGUGGAGGCUCUUGCUCUGCCUUACUUUUCUAUAUUUAGAGAACCGACAGAGGAGACUGAGGCUCAGCCGUACGACAGCUCGCACGAGGACAAGGAGUUGACUUUGGACCAGUGGAAACGUUGUGCCUUCACAGAGAUCUUGACCUUCCAGCGUGCGAUGUUGGAUGCGAAGGAAACACUACUUUAAAACUAUGAGUAGACUCUACAGCUCAGACCCAAAACAAACUAACUCAGAACAAAGACGACCUUUUUGAUUAAUGAAUGUCCAACAAGCCUGCUGCACAUGUGGCUUUCAAGGUUUUCUAAAGUCCAUGAAACAAAUAAUAUCGUGUUUCUGUACAGUCGUAGCUUAUCACUGCACUCACCUUCAGCUUUCAGGUGUUUUAGGGUUUUCAGAGGUUCUCUUCAUAUUAGAUCAGUGGCACCCAAACCUGGUCCUUAAGUAACCCUAUCCUGUAUGUUUUAGACAUGUUCCAGCUCACCUGAUUCAAAUGGUUGCAUGACCUCCAUUGCAUGCCAUCAAGGACUGCAGUAGCCUCUUAAUCAUCAAUUUAUUUAAGUCAGGUGUGUGGCAGCAUGCAGGACAGGGGUACUUGACGACCAGGUUUGGGACUGGUUUAACCCAUUUAAAGGGGACAUAUCAUGCUUUUUUUUAGUUUUUUCCUUUUCACGUUUAAAUCAUUCAGUUGUAGUCUAUAUAAAGUGGAACUGCAAUGCUUUGAUCUGAAUUCCUCGUUGAUUCACUCCCACGCUCCCCCUUUUUACGCAUGUUCUGAGGUGCGUCUGAGUGCAACUUGAUUUGGAGCUGUCUCUUUAAAUCUAAAGGGUGGCACUUUACAACUCGUCCAGGUCGCAGUGUGUUCCACUUCCCCCCCAUUUGGCCAUUUUUGUAGUAUGCAAAACAUUUUGACUUAUCCACUUGUAGCUUCAGCAUCCUUCAGCUUAGACCACAAAAUUGCUCAGAGAAACGGGGAGACCCAUGAAAUUGGUAAGCCAGAAGUCCAUGACCUUGUUUAGCAGUUCCACAGCAAAUACUGUGACCCAGUUGUUCAAAAAACUUAUUAGAAAACAGAAAAAAACUGAACAACUUGAAAAAUAUGACCCAGAAAGAAUGUAAAGAUUUCUACUCGGUUCCUUGACGUUCUACACUGAAAUUUCCUAUGUUCCUAGAGAAACUGCAACAUGUAUUUAAAGUGUAACUCACCCCGAUAAAAGCACAAUCCCGCCCCCAGACAAAUUUUCCGCGCUGCCAUAUUACGUCAUUUUGGCUUCCAAGCCGCUCUGCGUGGCCAAAUGUUUCCACACCGCACAGUCCCGCAUGGAAAAAAGUUGGCGGACGAACAAGCGCUCCUUCUGGCGGAGGUUCUUAAAUAUAGAAAUCUAUGUGAUUCAGCCAAAAAAGGUCACUGUGAUCAACAAAUUGCUAACAAUUCCUGGACAGAAACUGCCGUCACUUUUGGAAGAAAGUAAUAUGCUAAUGUUUUCUGCUUCUACGUGUAGUAGGGUGUAGUACGCCUGACAUAGGAGCGCAACGCAGGGGUGUUGUCAGGAAGAGGGAAACUGGCAGCUAGCUUAUUUGACAUCGAAGAAUGGAGAGUGAGCAGAAGGGUAACAAAUGUAUGCUAACCUUUUGGUAAUAAACUGCUAACCUGAGAAAUGGUAUGAUCAAUUCUGGCAAUGCUCACAAUUCUGACUCCUGACUUGCUACUAAGCCGUGUGUUUGAGUGAGAUGCUUUUAUACCUAAAUGUGGGGCUAUGAUGACCAAAGCAUUUACCGUUUGAACCAAUAGGAAAAUUCAACUGCAGUACCCCUCCGUUCAAUCCUAAGAGGGCAGCACUAAGACAGUUUUGAGACAAAUGUCGCAGUUCACAUGAAAUGAAAACGGUAAAUUGCUUGUAUAGCGAGUCCGACUAUCCCAAAGCGCUUUAAAGUGCAGUCAUUCACCCUUUCACGCACAAAUUCACACUCUGUAUUGUGUAAAAAUUAAAAAGAAAAUGCACAGUAACGUUAAAGCAGCACCCAUAGGACCAGUUUAUUUGCAAAAAAUAAAAAAAUAAAAAAUAUUGAUUUUGGGGUGAGUUACAUUAUAAGGGCUAAAACUGUGGAUUUUGCAUGUUAUGUCCCCUUUAAGGAAUUUCUCAUCUUCUUGACAAAGAGAAGAUGAGUUAUCUGCAUUUUUGAAUUUAAAAAAAGAAAUAUUCGACAAAUAGUUAUCAACAAGAAACAUGGACCUCAAGCUGUAUUUGCCAUUUUCAAGUGUUUCAUUUAUGUUGUUGACAGCUGAGUUUAGCAAACCUUUUCAAAUAUUGCUGGUACAAUUUUUUUUUCUUUUAUUCUACUCCAUCUCAAAAGGUUACUUGUGAUUUUUUUUUUUUAUGACACAGCUCCAGCAUAAACAUAUCCAGAUACUGCUGAACCAGAGUAAUGUUUGCACAGUAUUUUGAAAAGGCCACAUCACACAGCGCAUGUCCAACACUGAGUUAAAGGUACCUACAAAAACUUUGCAAAAAUGAGGGUGAUCUUUUUUUUGCAUCAAGAUGUAGCAGAUUUAAACACAUUAAAGCUAAAAAAAACACACAAAUAACAAAGAUGUGUAACCAGCAUUGCAUUUUAAAAUGGGCUAUAUGGCUCAUCACCCAGGGUGCCAUUUUGUCAUGUAAAGUACUUUUUUAUAGCUCUUGUCUUUUUGCUUUUUAAGUAAUGUGAACAGAAUUUGAUUCUUUCUGAUUUAAAAUAUCAAGUAUUUAAUGAUCAAACCAGAACUGGCUUAUCUAGUGCUGAAUGAAUGUUUUUAAAAUAACAAUUUGAGGUUUAUUAGGCCCUUUCUUCUAUUUGUAAAAAAAAAAGAAAAAAGAAAAGAAGAACAUUUUCUAUUUGUUUUUGUUAUUAAAACCGCCUUAGUUUGGGACGAGCAUAAAAUGCACAAAAUAUCUGUUCAAUCUUGAACAGAAUUUGUUAGAUAAUUUCUAUGGGGGGAAAAAAAAGAGGAUUUUUCAUUUGUUGAAGUCAUUCUCAUAGUCUUGCAAAUGUUUUAUUUCUUACAACUAUGUGUGGGCAACAUUUGGCUGUAUAUGGGGGACAGGAGGGGCUCGCCCAGGGCACCAUUCCUACAGGAAGCACCAGCGCAUUCACCCGGUUGACUGCGUUACACUGUGAGUCAGGAAAAUGAUUUUCUGUUGACAAAAUCAUGGGGUGACAUUUGAACUGGGCUGCAUUAUUUCCAUGUUAAAUGUAUUUGUUUUGUGUCUUAAAAAAAACCCUAUUUAUAGGUAGCCUUGCCUUGAUAAAUGUAAGGAUUCAUUUAGAUUGCAAAAAUUGUUAUUUAAUGUAAGGUAAGGUUUUUGGAACCUUUCCCAUGAGCAAUGACUCUUUCUGACAGCUUUUCAAACAGAUGUUUGAUUAGAUUCUUUUAAAACCUAUGCAUUUGUGUCAGUUAGCAUAAGCUGUGACUUUAUUUCUCCCCCGUGGCCUUUAAGGUAAUACACACAUGCCAUUGAGAGGAACCACUCUCCUCUCAGUUGGUUAUGCACAAUAAUCCACUUUUUGAUUCGAAGAAAGCUGUGGAUCACUGUGCUUCUUUUAGUGAAACAAAGUUGCACAAGAUGCAAAGUCUGCAGAGAUGUGUGGAUCAAUGUUUGUAGCAUCAAUGACUUUUUGUUCAAUAAUAAAAAUAAAAUCUGUCUAACACA
Messenger RNA from Fundulus heteroclitus (mummichog), 4802 nucleotides. RefSeq names its product mitogen-activated protein kinase 12a (gene mapk12a). Gene Ontology annotation, cellular component: nucleus; cytoplasm. The transcript is spliced from 12 exons. Gene Ontology annotation, biological process: intracellular signal transduction; protein phosphorylation. NCBI's taxonomy places the organism in Eukaryota, Metazoa, Chordata, Actinopteri, Cyprinodontiformes, Fundulidae. Gene Ontology annotation, molecular function: ATP binding; MAP kinase activity. The coding region runs from base 214 to 1299 and encodes 361 amino acids. The record is from RefSeq and is a predicted model, not a curated record.